Physeter macrocephalus (sperm whale) is the source of this 1562-nucleotide messenger RNA. RefSeq names its product taurochenodeoxycholic 6 alpha-hydroxylase-like. NCBI's taxonomy places the organism in Eukaryota, Metazoa, Chordata, Mammalia, Artiodactyla, Physeteridae. The record is from RefSeq and is a predicted model, not a curated record. The transcript is spliced from 12 exons. Gene Ontology annotation, molecular function: monooxygenase activity; iron ion binding; heme binding. Bases 30 to 1562 code for a protein of 510 amino acids.
ACAGUCAGCGAUCCAGAAGCCGCUGCGCCAUGAGUGUCUCUGCGCUGAGCGCCCCCAGAGCCCUGGGCGGUGUCUCUGGGCUCCUGCCGGCGGCCUCCCUGCUCGGCCUGCUUCUGCUUCUGCUCAAGGCAGCGCAGCUCUACCUGCGCAGACAGUGGCUGCUCAAAGCCCUCCAGCAGUUCCCGUCUCCUCCUUCCCACUGGCUCUAUGGGCACAUGCAGGAGUUCCAAGAGGAGACUGAGCUGCAACCCCUACUGAAGAGGGUAGAGAAAUACCCAGGUGCCUGUGCUCGCUGGCUAUGGGGGACGAAAGCCGUAGUGUUGAUCUAUGACCCUGACUACAUGAAGGUGGUCCUAGGGAGAUCAGACCCAAAGUCUCAUGAUUCCUACAGAUUGCUGAUUCCCUGGAUUGGGAAUGGUUUGCUCGUGUUGGAGGGGCAGACGUGGUUCCAGCACCGGCGGAUGCUGACCCCAGCCUUCCACUACGACAUCCUGAAGCCCUACAUGGGUCUCAUGGCCGAGUCUGUCCAAGUGAUGCUGGACAAGUGGGAGGAGCUCGUCAGCCUGGACUCACAUCUGGAGGUCCUUGGACACGUCUCCUUGAUGACCCUGGACACCAUCAUGAAGUGCGCCUUCAGCCACCAGGGAAGCAUCCAGACAGACAGGAAAUUCCACUCCUACAUCCAGGCCAUCAGGGACCUCAGCAAUCUGAGUUUUUCCCGGGUGAGGAAUAUCUUCUACCAGAACGACAUCAUCUACAGGCUGACCCCUGAAGGCCGCUGGAGCCACCAGGCCUGUCAGCUCACCCAUCAACAUACAGAUGGAGUGAUCAAGCUGAGGAAGGCUCACCUGCAGAAGGAGGGAGAGCUGGAGAAGGUGAGGAGCAAGAGGCACUUGGAUUUCCUGGACAUCCUCCUCUUUGCCAGAAUGGAGAAUGGGAGCAGCUUGUCUGACAGGGACCUCCGUGCCGAAGUGGAUACGUUCAUGUUCGAGGGUCACGACACCACAGCCACUGGCAUCUCCUGGACCCUCUAUGCUCUGGCCUCCCACCCUGAGCAUCAGCAGAGGUGCCGGGAAGAGAUCCAGAGCCUCCUGGGGGAUGGCGCCUCCAUCACCUGGGACCACCUGGAACAGAUGCCCUACAUCACCAUGUGCAUCAAGGAGGCACUACGACUCUAUCCACCAGUGCCAUUCAUUUUCAGAGAUCUGAGCAAGUCCAUCACCUUCCCUGAUGGACGCUCCUUACCUGCAGGAAUCCCGCUCUCCCUCUCCUUUUAUGGGCUUCACCACAACCCGAGGGUGUGGCCGAACCCAGAGGUGUUUGACCCAUCCCGGUUUGCACCGGGUUCUUCUCAACACAGCCAUGCUUUCCUGCCCUUCUCAGGAGGAUCCAGGAACUGCAUCGGGAAGCAGUUUGCCAUGAAUGAGAUGAAGGUGGCCGUGGCCCUGACCUUGCUUCGCUUUGAGCUGGCACCCGAUCCCUCCAGGGUCCCUGUUCCCAUUCCAAAAGUUGUGCUGAAGCCCAAGAAUGGGAUCCACUUGCAGCCCAGGAAGCCCCUGUAA